Molecule: messenger RNA, 3331 nt
Organism: Hylaeus volcanicus
Lineage: Eukaryota; Metazoa; Arthropoda; Insecta; Hymenoptera; Colletidae
Exons: 8
Coding region: 1412-2470 (352 amino acids)
Biological process (GO): phospholipid metabolic process; arachidonate secretion
Molecular function (GO): A2-type glycerophospholipase activity
Source: RefSeq, a predicted model, not a curated record
GGAGCCGCUGCCGAUGGCACGAACGCUGACCCUGCUUGCGUCGAUGAAUUAAUGUCGAUGAUUAUUCUGUCUGCUGGUCGUCGAACGAGUCACCGUUUGGGAGUAAAUUCCACGGGUUCCGUAUCGUCACUGCCAAGGCCUACGAUCUCGAUAUAAAAUGAAUUUCCACUUACAUUCCACAUGGAACAUUUACAGUAAUACGAUACAGUGGGCCGCUGCGCGCAGCCUGGAUGCGAUCCGCGACCGCACAAUCGCGUCCCAAGACUCUCCGGGCUGCACGUUACUGGUCACCGCAGUGACGCUCGGUGAUGGAUGCACGGGCAUUUACCAAAGUCGUUCGCGACAGAGUCAGCCUAGACGAUAGAAGGAUCAGGGUAAAAAAGCAAGCGACUGCGGGGCAAGGACAAAGGAGCGAACGACGAAGGGAGACGCGCGAGAUCCAAAGACUGUCGAGGCGCAGGGAACGAGCGGGGUGGCGUUGAGGCGGAGAAAGAGAAAUGGGGGUGAAAAAGGAAGGGAAAGAGGGCGCGCGGAAAAUCCCUGAAAGAGGGAUGAAAGAAGAUGGAGGAAGCGAAAAACAGAGACAAGAGGCGGAAAAGGGGAAGUAGAUGGCGAGAGAGAGAGAGAGAAAGAGAGAAAGAGAGAGCGGGGGAUUAGAUCUCAGGGUGAGUGGGUAGGAUUGGAUUUGGCAGAGGCGGCUCGUUGGUGGUAGAAGGUGCAGCGUCGGAGAUGGCGGCAGAGGGGCCACGGAGAGUCGGAGACUUCGGUUGGUGUCCGAGCGGUGGUGGGGUUGCGGAUGGGAAACGCAACGGCGAGGGAAGAGGCGCACGGAGAGAGAAGGAGACGCGAGUGACAGAAUAGGUGGUGGUGUAGGUGAACUGGACAACCACCAGAAUACCUCUCGACGGUAUUUAAGGGAGAGUCGCGAGCGUAGCGCGCCAGUCACUACGGCCGAUUGCCUACGCGAGCUGUCCCGCAUGCGGGAGCCAAGUGCACGCGACGAUUCAACGCAGAAAAGGGCGCGAGACCGCCUUUCGUCCACGUGGCCCGAUUUCGACCGACGUUUUCAAUCCCUAUCGAACGCUCGUGCUUUCUCUCGAUCAGUGGCACACAGUUUCAGGACAGUUUCAUAUCAAUUCCAUCCUCGCAACCGUCGAACCGCCCUGGAAUAGCCGAAGAAAGUUAACUGAGAAGCUUGCACUCUUCCUCGAGGAUCUUCGAGUGUCCUUUAAUCGUCCCAUAAGAAAUUCGCUCAUCUCCGUCCGUAAGCGCGGGAGUGUUCGAUCCGUCGAAUAUGAACGAAUGCACAUUCGUUGAGCGAGUCCAACGGGGUCUACGGAGGUGCGUGAUUUAUGGAAGAAUUUGAAACGCCGCGGCCAGGGACACUUUGAAUCUUUUGCUCACGGAUGAGAUGCAGAUGAAGCUGUCACGAAGGGAAGGAAGGCGAAUCGUUUGGAUCCGGUGCCCGAUGCUGCUGGCUUUGGGGCUGCUCCUGGUGUUGUCGGACGCUGGAGCUCUUCGUCAGUCAUCGAACCUCCUGCAAUACAAAAACAACUCGCUAGAACCCGCAAGGAAUCCUCACAGCCGCGGUAUUUCGGUCACCAGGAUCCUCCAGGACGGAGAACUCGAACGAAUCAUCCGCUGGCACGGGAUCUGCGCCAAGGAAACCGUCGUCAACUGGGGAGAUACGGACGUGGCACUGAGGCAAGUCUGGCUACAGGAGACCGGCAGAAGGUUGCAACUGAUAUACGAGGGUGGCACGCUGACCGACUGCGUCGACGAGAAGCUCUCCAAAGGAGACGAGGAUUCCUGCUCAUCCGGCGUGCAGUCCGACGAUUACGAUGCCCAGGCGUCCAUCGAGGUAUUUGAGGUGGACGACGACGCGUCGAGGAUCCCACAUGACCUCUCCUGGCUCUCGUCGAUGUCGGAGUUGCGUCAUCGGUGCGUGCACGUGAGGACAAGGGCGAAGAACCAAGUGAUCGCGCAGCAUCGUCGCAGGAAGUACGCGAAUCUUCCGAACGCGACGAAUACUAGUCACAAACAGAGGAGAGGCAAGAGUCGGUCGCGGAGGGACUUGUUGAUGAUCCCAGGAACUCAAUGGUGCGGCAGGGGUCAUCGUGCGACCAAGUACACGAAUCUCGGCGGUUUCGGUACAGCUGACGCCUGUUGUCGCAGACACGACACCGCGUGUCCUUUCUUCAUACCGGCCUUCGAGACGCGUUACGGCAUCUUCAACUGGGGCAUCUCAAGCAUGAUGCACUGCGCCUGCGACGAACGUUUCCGCGCGUGUCUGAAGAUGGCGGGAACAGCGUCAGCGAACUUCAUCGGGAAAAUCUUCUUCGACGUCCUUCGAACGAAGUGCUUCGUCCUGAAGCCCCAGAAAGUCUGCUCGAAGUGGUCCUGGAAGAGCAAGUGCCAGCGGCACGAGUACCGGAAGCAAGCUCACGUUCGCGACAAUGUUCCUUAUUAAUAGAAAGAGAGACAUUCGAUUAUACUUCCUCUGGAGCAGUGAAAGGGGGGAGAGAUCCAAGAAGAGAAUCGUUCACCUUCUUGUCAAAUGAUCAGCGUCUGAUUUCACGAAUGACAAUACGUAGCGAUCGCAAUAGCAGCGAUUGAGCUUAAGGGAUGUUGCGAGAUUUUCUAGAGAUUUUCCAGAUUCGAUCUCGAGUGCCAUCGUAUGUUCACUUUCCUUUUCAUCGCUCUUCGUUUCGUAAAAGUCUGGACAAAUUGUUUCGGGAUACGUAGACAACGUUUAAUUUCUGUCGUCUAUGUACUCUACUAUCAUAGUCGCUAAUGUCUUAAAAGAUGCCAAACAAAUUAUUCUGUAGAUAAAACAUAACGAAACUAUACAUAUCAAGUAGAGUAAUUUUCCACGCACUGGGAAAACUAGAAGCAAAUCGAUAUUAAGUAGUUCGAUCGAGUCACAUUUCCGCUAACGAUGUUUCUUUUUCGUUGACUGUACUUUGUGUAUGUAUUUGGUAUGUUUGUAGUACGAAUGAUGUAUGCUGUUGGGCGAAUAUCUCAAAUUUUGUAAUAUUUCGAUGGUACAGUUGAAAAGAAAAAUGCUAAAAAAUAUAUAUAUAAAGUAAUAGCGAUAGGUAUUCAAUGAUACGUAUCGUUAAGUCAUUGGAAUAAUUAAUAUUCCUAACUAUCGACAUCGAGAAUUUGAUAAAGAAGGCGAGUCGAAGUAAUUACCCCUUCUUAUAAUAUCAUCACUUUUCUUGUGUCUCGCGUUGCAAGAAAUAUAGUACAGUCUCUGUACUAGUAGGUUUAUCGUUGUAAAUAUGUAUAAUAGGAAAACUGUACUAUUAUCUUCAAUAAAAGGCCACGA